AUGACCCCUAGCAUCCUUGUCGUCCUUACAUCCCACGAUGAGAUCCCCGGCGUGGGACCCACGGGCUGGUAUCUGCCUGAAUUCGCUCACCCCUGGGAGGUUUUGCACAAGAAGGCCUCUUUGACUAUCGCUUCCCCAAAGGGCGGUAAGGCCCCACUAGACCCGGGUUCUGCGAAGAUGUUCGCAGAGGAUCCCGUUUCGAAGAAUUUCCUUGAGACACAGGAGGGUAUUUGGGCGAAUACUCACAAGCUUGUGGAUGUGUUGCCUCGUGCUGGCGAGUUUGAUGCUAUUUUCUACGUCGGUGGACAUGGCCCCAUGUUCGACUUGACAAACGAUCCUACCUCUAUUAAGCUGAUUGAGACUUUCGCUGCGGCUAAGAAGCCUGUUGCGGCUGUCUGCCACGGCCCCUGCGUGCUUCUCAACACCAAGAAUGCUGCUGGCGAGGCGCUUAUUGCUGGUGCGGAGGUGACUGGGUUCUCGAAUGUGGAGGAGGAUCAGGUGCAGCUCUCUGCUGCCAUGCCUUUUAUGCUGGAGACGGAGUUGCAGCGCGUUGGAGGCAAGUAUGUCAAGGCUGAUGAGCCUUGGGGUGCUAAGGUUGUUAGCACCAAGUCGAAUGGACUUGGAGGCGCUUUGAUUACGGGACAGAACCCUGCUUCGGCUACUGGGGUUGGUGAGGCUAUCCUGAAGGCUUUGGGACUUUAG
This is a messenger RNA of Penicillium odoratum, 702 nucleotides long. RefSeq names its product ThiJ/PfpI family protein. Gene Ontology annotation, molecular function: glyoxalase III activity. The transcript is spliced from 3 exons. The record is from RefSeq and is a predicted model, not a curated record. The coding region runs from base 1 to 702 and encodes 233 amino acids. NCBI's taxonomy places the organism in Eukaryota, Fungi, Ascomycota, Eurotiomycetes, Eurotiales, Aspergillaceae.